This is a messenger RNA of Diaporthe batatas, 2276 nucleotides long. RefSeq lists its product as uncharacterized. Bases 1 to 2235 code for a protein of 744 amino acids. Lineage: Eukaryota; Fungi; Ascomycota; Sordariomycetes; Diaporthales; Diaporthaceae. The transcript has a single exon. The record is from RefSeq and is a predicted model, not a curated record. Gene Ontology annotation, cellular component: cytoplasm. Gene Ontology annotation, molecular function: ATP binding; ATP hydrolysis activity.
AUGAAAUUCGUCGAGGUCAGGAUAAGGCCUGUACCGUCGCCCACGGAUAAAAGUGGCGGCGGGGACAAGACCCUGAAGGGCGCAUCGCGCAUCUACGUCAACAAAGAGGUUCUCCUCGAGCUCACAGGCACGGCCCUCGAAAAUGGGAAACCAUGCUAUGUCGAAAAGAUUCUGGAUGAUGGGCAGGCAACUACAAGAGAGGCCUCACUAUGGGCCGCGGCAGACCCAAAAGUAAGCCGGGGCAUCGUCCAGAUGAGCAAGCCGUUCCAGGAUGCAUGCGACUUGAAGCUUGGCGACCAGGUCAAAAUCAUCUACACCGACGGAAAGGCGGUACCCGAUGCUGAAGAGGUCGUUCUGGAAGAUGUAACGACUGGCCAACCUGCUAUCAACAAGGAGGACAUCGUAUUCUGGGAGUGGAACCUCAAGAUGAUGGGCCUGGACGAUGUGUUCCCCGGAUUCCUGGUCAAACGCGUGGCAGCAGGGGCGGUUUUCAGAAAUUUCAAGAUCACGAGCGUUAACGGCUCGAUAAGUGGGAAUGCUCGAUUCAUUACCGCUUCGACCAAGAUCCGAAUCAGCACCGGAGAAAACGUGGAGACCGCAGCACCAGUUGCAAGACCAGCCAUUCUCAAGCUGGACAUGAUUGCGGGCCUCGAACCCCAAGUUCGUGAGCUGAACAAAAAGCUCCGCCGAUGGUACAAGUCCUACGGACCAAGCUCUGGCCGUCGAUCGUGUGGCCUUGUCCUGGACGGAGGCUCUGGGACUGGCAAGACGAUGCUCGUGGAAAAGAUUUGCGAGACCGGUUGGGGAACUGUCCACCGCAUUCGACCACAUGACAAGCUCUCAUCCAUUUCUCAAACGCUCCAAACCGCGAGAGAGGACCAACCUAGUAUCGUCGUGAUGGACGACUUUGAAUCGAUUAUCAACGAUGACCGCAGCAACAGGAGCGCCGUCAUCCGAACCGUGAAAGAGUUCCUUGACAAACUGGCCCUGCCGCGAGAAUUUGAGCGCCCAAAGGUCCUCGUCCUCGCUACCUGCACGGAAUACGCAACCCAUAUACCGAAAGAACUCAGAGAAGUUAGAUUCUUUGACUCACAUAUCAACCUUCCGCUUCCAGAUCCAGCCCGUAGGAAAGCAAUCCUGUCGACUUUCUGUCCUGAUGCAGGAAAUAGCGUUUUGGAUAAUGUGGGCGAGAAGACGCACGCCUACAACGGAAAAGAUCUGGGAUCCCUUGCCGAACGGGUCUACGAGAUGCUGGAGGAAAAGUUGGGAGACACUGAGGACGCUGGAAUUACAGCCUCUCCAGAUACCCACGCUAUCACCGAAGAAAUGUUCACAGAAGCAAUGAAGGUUGUGCCUCCGUCUGCAAUGCAUGACAUUAAUCUCAAGCCCCCACCAGUCCACUGGGACGACAUCGGCGGCCAGGAUGAGGUCAAGCAGACGCUCCAACGGGCCUUGGCGAUGUCCAAAUCGUCCAAGCAAGAGCUGCUCAGGUACAUGUCCAACCCGCCCAAGGGAGUUCUCCUCUACGGCCCUCCUGGCUGUUCGAAGACCAUGGCCGCACAGGCGCUGGCGACCGAGAGCGACCUCAAUUUCUUUGCCGUCAAGGGCGCAGAGCUACUCAACAUGUACGUCGGCGAGUCGGAGCGGCAGGUGCGACAACUGUUCCAGCGGGCGCGGGAGGCAGCCCCGAGUAUCAUCUUCCUGGACGAGAUGGACUCGAUCGGAGGACAACGAUCCGGCUUCGGGUCUACCAAAUCCGGCGGCAGCAGUGGGGGUAGCAGCGGCUUGAACGUGCUUUCGACGCUUCUGAACGAGAUGCAAGGCUUCGAAUCGCUGCAAGACGUCCUCAUACUCGCGGCCACAAAUAGACCACAGGCCAUGGAUCCAGCACUCCUGCGCCCCGGGCGCUUCGACAGGCUCAUCUUCGUGGGCCCGCCUGACGAGGCGGCUAGGGCAGCUAUCUUCCGCAAGUGGCUCGCGAACAGGAACAGUGCCGAGGACAUCGACAUUGGGGAGCUGGCGAGAGAGAGUGAGGGCUGCUCGGGCGCCGAGACUGUAGCUAUUUGUGAUGCGGCAGGCGAUGUGGCCUACUGGAGGGACUUUGGCAAAGACGAGCGUCCUGGUGUAACCAUGGAGGACUUCCGGGCACAGAUGCAGAGGCCACGGAUGAUCACACCAGAGAUGUUGGAAGCCUACGAGGUAUGGAGGAAUAAGUUCCUCAAGGACGGUCAGUAGAAUUUGCAGGUAGAAGACUAUACCAUCCAGUUAUCUUGUGA